Messenger RNA from Cotesia glomerata, 1457 nucleotides. RefSeq lists its product as uncharacterized. Gene Ontology annotation, molecular function: protein binding. NCBI's taxonomy places the organism in Eukaryota, Metazoa, Arthropoda, Insecta, Hymenoptera, Braconidae. The record is from RefSeq and is a predicted model, not a curated record. The coding region runs from base 116 to 1378 and encodes 420 amino acids. The transcript is spliced from 7 exons.
ACAACGUCCUCGUGUCAGCCGGUGCGGUUGGAUAUAUAAAUAUAGAAGUGAUUCUUUCUUAUAGUUAUACAUUACACACAUUUGAGAUUCUUGGUUUUUAUCCAUUUAAUUUCCAAUGGGGGAGGAGAUUUUUCCGAACGAAAUAUGGUUUGAAAUAUUCAGUAGGAUAGACAUUUCAGAGUUGCUGGAACUACGGUUGGUGUGCCGUCAGUUCUAUGAACUGAUAGAAAGGGUCUUGGACAAACACCCGGGAUGGAAACCUAUGACCGAUAACAAAAUUUUGUAUGAGUGCCUGGAGAGUACGAUGCAACGUGCUUAUCCCUAUGACUUGAUAACCCAUUGGAUGGAUAUUGAUGAUCCGGUUAUCUGGCGAGGAACCUAUUUGUCUUUCAUGAAGUGGCAGAAGGUUCUGGUAAACGAGCCGACGAUAGACGCCAUUGUUUCAACGUCAAACUUCGGGGAUGUUUCGUGUAUCUGUACCUUUGAUAAGUACAUAGCAAUUGCUUAUGAAAACGGAGCGAUAGCAAAUUACACCCUUGAUGACAUAAAUCAGCCAUUUUACUUAGCAUACCAUGGCACCGGGAUAGUUCAGAUUGAAUUUUGGUAUUCCAAUGGUGACGUACUGGUUGUAUCCCUAGGCGACAACAACGACUUGAAGUUUUGGGAUCUUGAUAACAAAGUUGAGAUCGCUACUAAUGGUUUCUUCGCUAACAGCAUCAGCUCUGGAGAAUGCCGGCAUUUCUGCAUAGGUGAUAUGGAAGGAAUUCUAACCUCGUAUGAGAGAGUUGGUAACCUUAUAUCACCUGGCAAGACGAAAAAUUUGCCACUCAUGGAGAACCAACAACUGAUUGCGCAUUGUCAUGUCGGAAAAAAUAUGAAAGCAAUGGCAUACGAAGAGGAGGGCACUGUGCUGUUCGUAUAUUUUGCAGACAUAGAAGGCGGAAAAUUGACUAAAUUUAGAUUUAUCCAGGAAAAAGAUUGGAUUCGUUUGCCGGAAAGUAUAAAUGCUUCUUUCCAACGACUGAUUAUGCCAAACAUCACAUUUUUCUUUGCAAUCGGAGAAAGCAGUAUUGGAUCGACCAAUUACUAUGAAGACGAGUGGCACGAGUACAACUUGGCCCCAUACUUUGGAUCCAACGUCAGGUCGAUGGCGUUUCAUGCUCAAAUUCUGAUGUUUGGUCUGGACGAUGGUUCCAUUCAUUUACUCUACAUUCAAGACUACGGCCAUGUGAUGGAGCUGGAAGGGAGGAUCCAAAAUUCCAGGAAAAUUGAGGUUGACACAGAGCCAAUUGUUGACUUGACUAUUCUGGAAGUUGACAAGAAACCUUGCAUUGUUGCAGUCACUGAAGAAAAAGUUCAUUUGGUUAAUUUUUUCUAGAGUUUUCCGUUUUUAUCUUAUAAGUACUAAUUGUUAUCUUUUGCAAUAUUAUAAUAAACAGUGUUUUGAAUAUCAAAAA